AUGCGAACAUUGGAAUGGGAUAAUAUGGGUGUGAAAAUCGAAGGUCAGCGGUUACACCAUCUUCGCUUUGCUGAUGACAUCGUCUUUAUAACACCAAACAUUAGCCAAGCAAAACGUAAGUUUGACGACUUUGAUAAACCCUGUGGAAAGAUUGGUCUUCGACUAAAUCUCACAAAAGCGCUGUCCAUGAUGGCCUACUCUUGCACGCGACAGAGAAAAAUGGACGAUUUACUGGCGCCCACUCGAGUCACUCGAUGA
Messenger RNA from Angiostrongylus costaricensis, 258 nucleotides. The record is from the annotation of a GenBank genome assembly. NCBI's taxonomy places the organism in Eukaryota, Metazoa, Nematoda, Chromadorea, Rhabditida, Metastrongylidae.